Molecule: messenger RNA, 1575 nt
Organism: Penicillium samsonianum
Lineage: Eukaryota; Fungi; Ascomycota; Eurotiomycetes; Eurotiales; Aspergillaceae
Product: putative RNA export mediator Gle1
Exons: 2
Coding region: 1-1575 (524 amino acids)
Biological process (GO): regulation of translational initiation; poly(A)+ mRNA export from nucleus; regulation of translational termination
Cellular component (GO): nuclear pore; cytoplasm; nuclear pore cytoplasmic filaments
Molecular function (GO): inositol hexakisphosphate binding; translation initiation factor binding; phospholipid binding
Source: RefSeq, a predicted model, not a curated record
AUGACGCGGUUCCGAACUCAUGUCCCACCCUUGGACAGCCCGUCCAAGCAGCUGAUGCUUGACCUCGUCCGCGAACUUGAGAAUGUCAAAAUUUUUGACGCCGAUCUAAAGAAAGUCCACCAGUAUGAGAGAAAAAUAUUCUACGAAAGCCUCGACCGGAUCGACCGCGAGCGUGAAGCAGUCCACACAGCCGCACUCGACCAGGCUGCCGCCUUCCACGACCGCGUCCGCGAGGAAGCGGUGACAACUUUGAAGGAUCACAUCCUCGCUGAAGAGGAAGAGCGCCUGCGGAAGGAACAAGCAAUCCGCAAGGAGCAAGAGCGCAUUGAACGCGAAAAGACCGAGAAAGCACGCCGCGAACGAGAAGCAGCCGCGCGCGUUGAGGCCGAACGCCAAGCCAAGGAGCAGGCCGAGAAGAAGGCCCAGGAGGAGGCGGCUAAGAAAGCCGCUGCCCUUGAAACCGCACGCAAAGCCGCGAUCGAGGAGAAGCUCCGCAAGGAACGCGAGCAGGCCGACGCCCAGAAGCGCAAGCAGGACGAGGAGGCUCAGAAGGUGCAGGAAGAGGCCGACCAAAAGGCCCGCAGCCAACAGCAACAGAAACUCGGUGCUGGGAACCUUUCGGCUGAAGAUAUCCGAGUCCAGCAACGUUACGUUGAGCUGCAUAAAACCCUCAAGGAAAUGCGAAAAUGGCUCAAGGACAUUGGCCAAGGCCAGCCUGACCUCAAGGCGACCAUGGGCAAUUUACGGCGUUCGAUUAAGAAAUCCGUUGGCCAGCUUCGAGCCGGAACCGGUGCAAACAAGCAACAAAUAAUUCAGCUCAAAGCCGAACUCGAAAAGGCUCUCGCCUACCCGGAACCAACAGUGGACAUCCGAAAUUUCAUCGCAUUCCCGCCUGAGGAGAUUGCAAACUCGGAGAACAAGGUACCGGCAAUGCUUAUCUACGGAUUGAACAUUCUUGCAAAGAGCUUGAUAUCCUCUCUUCUAGCUGAGGCCUCCAUCAAGCAAUCCCACGCCGAGCCGAUCGGCAUCAUUGCUGCUCAGAUAUUUUCGUUCGAUAUGUUCACCUAUAAAGGACUGCACAUGUCCGACAUCAUGUGGGCCAAAUACCGUGUCGUCUGCCCGGCUCUGUGGGGUUUCACAGGCAAUGACAAGACCGAGGGCGGACGCCGUGUCCUGGGUUGGUGGCGGUCCGCAGAUACUGGUUCCUGGGUCACUGAGCAAGUUCACAUGGACCGCAUGACCGCGCUCGGCGCGGGAUAUGCUGCUAUGACUCUUCGAAAUUUUGCGAAGUCUCCACGCCGGAACCCGUUCCCUAACACAAUGUUCUGGGCGUCUAUCCACAAGAUCUUGGCAAUUCCACCUUUAGAGUUGCAGGAGACCCAGAUUGCCCUCCUGGCAGCACUUCUUCGAUCUUCCGGCGAGAGAAUUCUGGGCUUCUUCGGCCAGUACGGACUCGCAUUGAUGCACUAUGUUAUCGUCGACCUGCCCCGCAAGCUCCAGCGGGAGACCAUGGCUGUGACCCAGCUGAGCACCCUCAAGGAGCUCUACCUGAAAGAGAAAAAUUUGGCGUUGUGA